GCAGAUAUCAGUCUAGGCCUUGCGCAGCCCGGGGCCGGCGGCUUGUCGCAAAGAGACUACGAAGCCAUUGACGUCGCGUUCUUCUUCGUGUAUCUGACCGACGUGUGCGUGCGCAUGCUGGUGUUGCGCAGGCGGUGGCUGUACCAUCAUGGGAUCAUGUACAUGAACCUCUUCGAUGCCUUCCUGGUCGUUGUCCAUGCCGGCGAGAUUGUGCUCGCCGCCGAAGCCAACGGUCACGCUUCUGCCGCGAUGCGGGGUGUUAAGCUUCUCCGCCUCGUGCGGACGGUGCGCAUCAUCCGGACGGUGGCGAUUUUCCGCGAACUUCGCCUCCUGGUGUCCACCAUGCUGGCCAGUUUGGGGACAUUUUUCUGGUCCAUCGUGCUCCUGGCUUUGGUCAAGGUGACGAUGGCCCUGAUCCUUUGCCAACUCCUGCAGGAUUUUAUCUUGGAUGAGCAGAAGGACCUGGAGACGCGCCUCCAGAUGAACCUGUUCUAUGGCAGCUUCUUCAAGUCGCUCUUUACCAUGUUCGAGGUGACUUUUUCCGGGUCUUGGCCGACCCGGUUCCGUCCCAUUGUGGACAGAGUUGACCCCUGGUAUGCCUUGCUCCUCUUGAGCUAUGUGACCACUGUGGUCUUCGCAUUAUUGAGGAUCGUAGCCGCCAUCUUCCUUAAAGAGACGCUUGCGAACGCUGCGAACGAUGCUGAGCUGCAGCUGACGGAAAGCAAGCGGCUGUCGCAGCAAUAUCAGAACAAGUUGGAGGACGUCUUCCACACCAUGGAUGGCGAUGAUAGCGGCACUGUCUCAGUCCAGGAGUUCGUCGAUCAUCUGGACCAUCCAAUCGUGAAGCGGUACUUGGGACUGCUGGACCUGCACGUGAGCGAUGUCGAGGACCUCUUCCACAUUCUGGACGAUGGCGACGGUAUGAUCUCAAUUCACGAAUUCUGCUCGGGCGUGAUGCACAUCAAGGGGCAAGCGCGGGCGUUGGACGUCUUGGCCCUGCAGCGUGCCUGUGGCAAGCUGCUGCAUACCUGCCAGAGUAUAGAAGGCAAGCUGCAGACUGUGCAAGAAGUGAUGCCAAUUUAG
Messenger RNA from Symbiodinium sp. CCMP2456, 1083 nucleotides. NCBI's taxonomy places the organism in Eukaryota, Dinophyceae, Suessiales, Symbiodiniaceae. The record is from the annotation of a GenBank genome assembly.